This is a messenger RNA of Dreissena polymorpha, 1361 nucleotides long. RefSeq lists its product as uncharacterized. The coding region runs from base 275 to 1243 and encodes 322 amino acids. The record is from RefSeq and is a predicted model, not a curated record. The transcript has a single exon. NCBI's taxonomy places the organism in Eukaryota, Metazoa, Mollusca, Bivalvia, Myida, Dreissenidae.
UAUAUUGCAGAUUUGUGUCUUUGUGGCACUGAUAUAUGUUGACUAUUCGUUAGCUGUACUUUCAAAUCAAGAAUGGGAUGUUUGGAUUUCGCGAUAUCACAAACAGGGCUAUACGCGUCUGGAUAUAUGUGGAUUGUUGCUUUUUCUACACAACACUACUCUCAGUUUGAGUCAACUGAAAUGGAUACUGCGAAGGUUAGGGCUCAAAAGACGCAACGCGUCGUCUCCUCUUCUAGACGUUAUACGAGCGAUUCACUCAUUAUAUAAAAGAGGGAUGGUUGUAUGUGGUUAUAAAACUAUAUGGAAACUGGUCAACACAACCACAAAUGUCAAAGUAACCCAAGAAACAACAUGGUGUGUAUUGAAGGUAAUUGAUCCUGAGGGUGUUGCUCUCAGAUCUGCACAUCGCCUGCGACGCAGAGUCUAUACCAAUAAAGGUCCUAAUUUUACUAUACACAUUGAUGGGUAUGAUAAGCUAAAGCCUUUUGGAAUUGCUAUACACGGGACGGUUGAUGGAUUUUCCAGAUGCAUAUUAUGGCUGGAGGCAUGUUAUUCGAAUAAUGACCCUCGAAUUAUCGCGGGAUUCUUUGUUUACUUUGUGAAACGGAUUGGUCGCGUUCCACGUCUUGUUCGUGGCGAUGCAGGGACAGAAAACGUUUGGGUACGGGCUAUGCAGAUAGCGUUUGGGUUUAAUGACAGGGAUAACAUGUCUGGAAUGAACAGUUACAUCACUGGGAGAUCCACUGGCAAUCAAAGAAUUGAACGUUUGUGGGUAAAUUUAAGAAUGCGUUUUACUGUGUUUUGGAGAAACUAUUUUAAGGAUAUGAUAGACAGCGGCUUGCUUCGGAUUGAUGGUCCUGUGCAUUUAGAAUGCCUUGGAUUCUGUUUCAUACCAUUAAUACAACGCGAUCUGAACUCUUUCAACCAUCUAUGGAAUUCUCAUCGGAUUCGGCAGCAAAAAAAUAUGGAAGCACCAAAUGGGAUACCGAUAGUAAGUUACUACCAGCCUGAGGCGUAUGGAACCCGAGGUUUUUCAUUUCGGCUUCUUUGCGAAUUGGAAACCAUUGAUCGUAUUCAAGAGAGAUACUUUGUAAAGAAACCACACUUUGGAUGUAAAGAUGACUUCAUACCCGUCCUAGAACAUUUGUGUGAAAUGCGGCGGGAGCAACUGUCAAUUCCUGAAUCGAUUGAACGUGCGACUUCUUUGUUCUUGGCCUUGACUGAAAUAUUGGAUGGUUCUUAAUUACAUAUGCAAAAAUAUAUGCUUAAAAAGUGGUUAUAUUUUGCAAAUUUAAUCGUUAAGUUAGUUUAGUUCAAGUAAGUUUCGUUUCGAGUUUUAUUUACAAUGUGUCGAUAAGCAA